This is a messenger RNA of Haplochromis burtoni (Burton's mouthbrooder), 1744 nucleotides long. Its product is annotated as leucine-rich repeat-containing protein 52. Gene Ontology annotation, cellular component: voltage-gated potassium channel complex. The coding region runs from base 755 to 1744 and encodes 329 amino acids. Gene Ontology annotation, molecular function: voltage-gated potassium channel activity; potassium channel activator activity; transmembrane transporter binding. NCBI's taxonomy places the organism in Eukaryota, Metazoa, Chordata, Actinopteri, Cichliformes, Cichlidae. The record is from RefSeq and is a predicted model, not a curated record. The transcript is spliced from 2 exons.
ACUGGACUUUUGUGUGUGCAGAGCUGCAGUAUACGCGCGGAUGGAGAGUCAGAAAGGGAGGGCGCACAGAGCGAGACAGCAUCAGUACAGCGCGGCAGUGAGCCACGGUCACACAGGGCUGAGUGAGCGCAGUGGAAGGACGCACUUUCAGUUGCACUCCUGAGGGAAAAACACGACUUGCCUGCUGGACGGUGGCGCACAUCACUCAGACAAACACAGUCAAGGACACAUGUGAGCCGAGUGCGUCUCCACGGAGAACAUUUCGCGGACUCUGCGUUCAGGAUUCAGGGAUUUGUUUUAAUUUCUUCUUCUUUUUUUUUUUUGCGUAAGUCAUGGUAUUUGUUUGGAAACUAAAUAAACAAUGCUCUCCGAUGGAGUCGACUAAUUCACAAAGAUGAGACUCGGAGGGGGCGAUCGACAACAUUCAAUGGUUCUUUGGUCUCCUCAGGUGGGACAAAGUCCGAUAAGCUGCACAAGUCUCACCCACUGAGCCUGAGAAGCGGUCACCUUCUGAAAUGAUGUCUGGUGGCGACGUGCGUGGUGCGCCAGCGUGCGUGUGAGUGACUGACCGAUAGCCUUUCUGAGAAAGAGAGAAAGAGCCUGGAUAUAAACAGGAGCCGGGAUUUCAGGCAGCGACAGCCAGACACUCACCGGCUCUCUCCCAGCUACUCACACCCAUGCAGGAUGCCCGGAGAGCGCCGGAGAGUCCUGGUCCAGCUCAGCCCGAGUUCAUGACGCUCUGGGCGGUCUCGUCAUGCGUCUCUUGCCCGAGCCCAGUGCCCAGUCCCUCCGACUCCUCUUCCUCUUUAUCUUCGUGAUGGGGGUGGCCCCUUCACCGGCUCUCACUGCCGGUUGCCCUGACAGAUGCGUGUGCGACGACCAGCUGGUGGUCCAGUGCGCUGGCCAGGAUCUUACCCAGUUUCCCAAUGACCUCCCCCUGGCCACCCGGCAGCUCAUAAUCUCGAACAACCGCAUCGGGGACCUACCGGCGCUGCAGCUCAACUACCUUUCCGAUCUGGUGUAUCUGGAUUGUAGCAACAACUCACUGACAGAAAUCUCCGAGUCCACUUUCGGGAACUUGAGGAAACUCGCUUAUCUGGACUUGUCAUUCAACAACCUGCUGCAGAUCGAGGACCGGACUUUCGGGCCCCUAGCGUCUCUGGUGAUGCUCCGGCUGACGGAUAACCCGAGUCUGGGGGAGAUCCACCCGGAUGCCUUUGCAGAGAACAUGGCUCUGCAGGUGCUCGAUGUGAGCCGGAACAACCUGACGACCCUCAACAUUAGCAGCCUGAUCGCCCUGCCUGCUCUGAGGUCUCUGGGGCUCAGCGGCAACCCAUGGAGAUGCGACUGUGACACAGAGGACCUCUGCCUUUGGCUGCAGAUAGAGGGAUACAAGUUCCAAGAUGAGGGCCAGACAGUUUGCCACAACCCUCCGGAGCUGGCUGGCCAGCGGUUGGCGGAGGUCGGCAUGCAGUUGCGGGCAGAUUGCCACCAAGGCCUGGGCUACUGGGACUACCUCUUCUUCAUCGCCAUCGGCUUUGUCAUCUUCUCGGCCGGCACGGUGUCGGCUUGGGUGAUGGGCGUGCUAAUGGUGCUGUACGAACGCUACAGCAAGCGAAAGAGCGAGGAACUGGACAGCGAUGACGAGGACGAAAGGGGAGGGAUGGGUGGAGGUGGGGGAGGUGGAGGGGGAGGUGGGAACCAGGGGAAUGGUGAUCUGAGCAAGCCUGGCAUGCAAGUGUGA